This is a messenger RNA of Lampris incognitus (smalleye Pacific opah), 1093 nucleotides long. It is a transcript of the gene tlcd2, whose product is annotated as TLC domain containing 2. Gene Ontology annotation, cellular component: plasma membrane. The transcript is spliced from 4 exons. Gene Ontology annotation, biological process: regulation of membrane lipid distribution; plasma membrane organization; membrane assembly. The record is from RefSeq and is a predicted model, not a curated record. The coding region runs from base 368 to 1093 and encodes 241 amino acids. Lineage: Eukaryota; Metazoa; Chordata; Actinopteri; Lampriformes; Lampridae.
UUCAGACGCCUACGCGCCCCAAAUAAUUACAAAUUGACUUUUUGGGUUUGAAUCAAACCUUUAACAAUGCGUGUCAGUGGGAAAGUCUUUGAAUCGUAGAUACCAAUCAUACUAUUGACCAAAUCGCGUGAAUACCUGAAAUCAGUUUCACACGCAUUAUGAAGGCUAUUUAAUGGAUGAGUUUCCGAAAUUAUAGGAAAUAUUUUUUUUUUUAAUUGCACGAUUAGAUCCAUUACAUUCAGCGGCAGCCGCCUACCUGGUAACGUUUGGCGUAGCCCGCGGGCUUCAUACGAAGUAAGGUUAAAUCUCCGGGCAGAGAGAAGUGGACCUUCCGCGUUUCGUCUGGACUCAUUAGAGGCAUUCAAGGAUGGAUUUAACUUCUGUGAUUUUAACAACUGCGGGCUCCAUCGGAUUUUUUAGACUGGUAAAUACUGGAUUCGGAGAACUCCCCAUUCCCGAGACUGCCUCCAGGAAUGCGUGGAAAUGGAGAAAUAUCUCCUCAUCCUUCGUCCAUAGUAUGAUUACUGCUAUAUGGGCGGUGCUUUGCUUUUACCUACAUCCACAGAUGGCGGAGGAUUUGAUAGAGACUCAUUCCGCGUUUUCACACUUACUGGUCUCGGUGUCCAUCGGUUACUUCAUCUAUGACUUUUUUGACAUGGUGCUGAACCAGAAGUUGACUCAGUCCUGGGAGCUUCUCUUCCAUCACGUGGUGGUGAUUACCUGCUUUGGCCUCUCUGUCGUGACGUGCCGCUACGUGGGCUUCGCCGUGGUGGCCCUGCUGGUGGAGAUCAACUCCAUCUUCCUUCACCUGCGACAGAUGUUGCGCAUGGCCAACCUGGCAGCGGGCACCCUCUACCGGGUGAACAGCAUGGUCAACCUGGGCACAUACGUGGUGUUCCGCAUCAACACACUGGCCUGGAUGACCCGCUGGCUCGUGCUCAACCGAGACAAGGUGCCCCUCCUGGCCUACACGGUGGGCAGCGUGGGCAUGGCCAUCAUGACCGCCAUGAACAUCGUGCUCUUUUGCCGACUGCUCCGGAGCGACUUCCUCAAGAGCAGCACCCGCGAGGCCAAAAAGGAGAAGGAGCUGUAG